GUUGGUGCCCGGAUGGAGCGGGAGCGGUUUCUUCGGAAGGUGUCGGCGAUGCAGGCCUGCGUCCGGGGCUUCUUGGUCCGACGCCACUUCCAGAGUCUGAGAGCUGAGUAUGAGGCUAUUGUACGAGAGAUCGAGGGUGAUCUGGGCACGCUUCAGUGGACUGAGGGCUGGAUUCCCAGGCCCCAAUUUCUCCCAGAGAAAGCAAAAUCCCAUCGGAUCUGGAAAGCUGGAGAGAGGAUACAAAAUCCAGAGCAGGAACAGUGGAGCCGCUUCCCAUGUAAAGAGCCUGAGAGAGAGGCCAUCUGGGAGGGGAUGAUGCUGAAGAAGUCAGGAGAGAGCCCAGCAAACUCAAGAAGUCUUCCCUGCAGAGAUGACAGCCCCUGGCUCCAGGAUGAGCAAAGCAAGAAAACCGCAAAACCCAGCCAAGAGGAGACCAGAGAUAUAUCAAGGAUGGAGAACACAGCUGCAGGUCCAGGACUGCCCCACAGCCAGAUGGAGUUCCAGGAGCUCCAGUACCAGCGCAGCCACUUGGCCAUGGAACUGCUGUGGCUACAACAGGCCAUCAAUAGCCGUAAGGAGUACCUAAUUCUCAAACAAACACUGAGAUCCCCAGAGGCGGGCCAGACCGGAGACGAGCCCAGCAUGUGCCCAGACCACAGGGGACAGGCCUGUGAGAGGGCCAGGUCACAACCAAGCCCACCACUGGAAGACCAGUCCUACAGAGACAGGACCACUAGAGAGCCAGACCAUGUGGAUGACUCCUGCAGGAAGGUCAAAUCACAACCCCACAAAUCCCCAGAAAGACUGGCCACUACACUCAAAACCACUACUGGGGCCAAGUACAGGGACCAAUGCUACAGGAGGGCUGGACCACAGCUGCCCACACCAUCAGAUAACCAGGCAAUAGAGAACAGGCGCAGCAAAGAGCCAGACUGUGGGGAGCAGACCUUUGGAGGGGCCUGCAUGCAGCUGACAAAACUCCUGGAGGACCAAACCCCUAAAGGCCUCAAACCUAGCGGCCACUGUUCUGGAAAGGCCAGGACACAGCUGCCUGCACUCCAUGAGGACCCAAACAUCGAAGACAAGUCUCCCAGAAGGCCAGACCACAAAAAGCCUGAUUUCCAAAGAGCUAGACCACGAGAGUUGGGUCUCUCGGAGGACCAUGUCAUCUGGGAUAGGACCUUGACAGGACCAGAGCAUGGUGGCCUGGAUCUCUGGAGGACUAAACCACCUAAGGGCCAGACACCCAGUGACAAAAGCUCCAGAGAUAGAACCUCCAAUGAGCUUAGCUAUGAAAGAUGGAAAAACCAGAGGACUGUACCAUGGAGAUCAAGGCCACCUGAGAAACUGUCUUCCAGAGGGUCAAACCAAACAGGAGAGGACCACUGGAGGGGCAGACCGUGGAAAACAGGACCAGCAGGCUAGACCCUGGGGAGCCAGGGGUGGACCAGGUUCCGAAAGGGGUACCAUGAAAGAGCAAGGAGGGAGACGGGACCUCGUCCUAGCUCCCUGGUACCAGCUCUACCUCCUGCCCCUGUCCCUGGCCACUGGUAGCUAAUGGGGCCAAGACAAGCUGAGCCAAGAGCUGGUACCAGUAUAGGGAGUGGAGGGAGAAGGACGCUCAUCCUCUGCCUGUGGAUCAAUCCAAAUUUUGGGACAGGGAGUUACCUGGGGUAAGUAAAGUGGGGGGCCUGAUGGAGAAUAAAGGUUUUUGUUGGAUUCUGA
Diceros bicornis minor is the source of this 1725-nucleotide messenger RNA. It is a transcript of the gene IQCC, whose product is annotated as IQ motif containing C. The transcript is spliced from 5 exons. Bases 13 to 1425 code for a protein of 470 amino acids. Gene Ontology annotation, molecular function: protein binding. The record is from RefSeq and is a predicted model, not a curated record. NCBI's taxonomy places the organism in Eukaryota, Metazoa, Chordata, Mammalia, Perissodactyla, Rhinocerotidae.